GAUGUAAUCUCAAGAAUUUGUGUCAUCUAUAUUUUGUAUUACAUUUUCUGUGCUGAAAUGAAAAUUGAGAGCGAGUCAUAUUUAAUAUAGUCAAAGAAAUUAACAAUGGUUUCUAUGCAAUUCGUGCUACAACCGCUUCCCGGAACUGAUGAACAAUUCAUUGAAAGAAUACGAGAAGUCACGGAUAAAGUAAACCGCUUCGGUUCCGGUACUCAUAGGAUCUUUGAGCAAUUGAAAAUUCCAGUAAGGGAAGUGGUAAUUGGACCUAAUCAUAUAGGAGUUCUUUUGGAAGACGGGAAAGCGUUUCGGGUCGCCUUCUCAAUCAAUUCCGAAAAGCUUGAUUUGACUAAAUCGGACAAUAAGUGUGCCCCAUCUGGUGGAGUAUCGGCAACUAAUGCUCCGAAGGCACCAACAUCAUCACGGGCAAUGCCUCGUUCUCGGGCACGACUGCUUCGUGCAACAGGGAGAACAAGCUCAAGUGGACAAGGAUCUGGAUCAAGAAGUACAGGUGUAAUAAUUGGAGGCAGUACAUCGAACCGACCCCUAGUAACAGUGCCAGCCACAUAUGUGCCUGAAGAACUUAUAUCUCAAGCAGAAGUCGUACUACAAGGAAAGAGCAGAAAUCUCAUUAUUAGGGAGCUUCAGCGCACAAAUCUUGAUGUGAAUUUAGCUGUAAACAAUUUGCUUUCACGUGAUGACGAAGAGGCCGAAGAUACAGAAGAGGGAGGCGAUAAUUAUGUUCCUGAAGACCUAAUUUCAUUAUUGGACAAUGGUUUUUCGGGUGACAACAAUAGUGUCAUCAUUGAUCCAUCAGACGGACUUUUUUCGGAAGAAAUAUUUAGUAAUUAUUCGAGCAUAAGGAAUCUUCUUUUCGAUCGAAUUCGUAGUGAACGGAGCAACGCAGGCUCAACUGCAGAUAGUAAUCAAUCCAAUCGGGCAUCAACAUCUUCUAGCGGUGUAAUAGCAGGCAGUGGCAGCCUUUCUGCUCAAAUAUCGUCUGCUAAUGCUGAUCGCGAAGCUUUCAGUCGAUGGCGUGAUCGUCAGUAUUAUGGCCCACGACGAUGGAUUAGUAAAGACGAUUAUACGUGGGAUAAGGAUACUGAUUCCAAAAAAAAAGAACCCUCUACAAUGCCAUCGCCGAUAUGGAUAUCAGAAGAACUGCAACCAUGGCCUGACAAAGUUUCAACACGUUUUAAGACUAUUGGAGCAUUGUAUUCCGAAUUUAUUGCGCUCUCAGAAAAUGGGGAAUUGCAUCAGUGGCGUUGGUCUGACCUGGAACCCUUCAAAUCCGAUACGGACAAUGUUUAUCAUCCGAAGACCUUGGCACUCAACAUAGCAGAAAAAGUAGAGCUAAUAUCAGCAAAUUUUAUUAGAUGCUCUAUUGUAACUGAGUCAAAUCGUGUUGCCACUUGGAUGGAUGAACAACUGGGAUACCUCGGAGUUAAAUUGGAGCAUACCGCUACAGCUUUCAAUGAGUUUAACAUCGACCCAAUCGCAACAAUACAUGUUUGCUCUUUAUACACAGCUGUUAGAACUGAUAAUAACAAUAUCUAUUGGUGGGGUGUUCUACCAUUCGAUCAACGCCGCUAUUUGUGGGAUAAGUUUCGAACAAAAACCAAAAAACCUUUUAAAAUGGUUGUGGCAGACAUUAACGUUGGAUCACAAGUUAUAAUGAAGAAGUGUCCGAUUUUCCAAACUGGAUCAAUCGGGUUUACCUGUACCAAUGGUGUACCCAAAGUUGGACAGCUUUUAAACUCAGUGUGGGAUUUCUCGGAUGUUUGUCGUAUGAAAAUCUUAAAUAUCGGGACAUCUUCAGUUUCAGAUAAAUGCCAAGCUACGGGAACAAUUUCGAAUACCCUUACCAAUAUUACAGAUAAGGAUAUCUCCAAGACAACACCUGUACAAGCCACAAGUUCAACCAAGAGUGGACAAAUUAGUUCGACCAGUAAAGAAUCGACAGAUCGCAUCGAUAUGCCACCACCACCUUCUCCUGCGUCCAGUACUUGCAGUGAUACCGGCAGUGUUACUUCUCAUAAGCGUACUAAAAGAAUGACAACUAAAGAUGAUAGUAACAAUUGUCAGGAGGGUAGAAAAGAUGAGGAACUGUGGCAGCUUAAGGAUGUUGUCUUCGUAGAGGACAAAGUGGGACCGAUCGGAAAAGUUCUUAAAGUCGACGGAGACUAUGUUGCAGUCCGAUUUCCGCCAUUAAGUUGUGUCAGCGGCGUCACCGGAUUGGGCACUAAAGAUGAAGGAAAAGAGGAUGACUGGCAACAAUGCCGUCUAUUGCGACGCGAAGAUGUCCAAGUCUUUCGCACAGCCGUCUCGUCGCGUGGACCAGAUUGGCUACAAAAGCAGCCCAAGAAAAUAAAUAUUGGCGCUGAUCCGGCAAACGCAAACGCUCAGCUUUUAACAAUAGCGGUAGAUACGCGUGGCAUUCAUGUGAUUAAAAAAGUGUUUGGGAAAAUACAUUACAGCCUUUACAACUUGUACAACAGCAAGCAGGAACAAAACUGUCAAUUUCCCACAGACUGUGCGUCAUUUAUUGGUGCAUCCUCUAACAACAUAACAAUGGCCUGCAACAAUGAUUGCAGUGGGAAUAGCAGUACAAUUGUGCUUCGGGAUGGCAAUGGAGCUCUUUAUCCACUGGCUAAGGACUGUAUUGGCUCCAUAAAAGACCCGCAGUGGUUCGAUUUGCCUCCGGUUAAAUCAGUUACAAUGGCCACAAUAUCGCUGCCGCCCGCAGCAUCUUGCAUCAAUCUUAAGUCAAAGGUAUGCAUGACUGCCCUGCUUUUUGAAACCCAGAAGCUAAUGCCACAUAUUCUGCGUUGUGAUGUGAAAAACUGCAUUGCUCUGCUGAUGCGUCUUGAAAAAGAAGACCGCAAAGACACUGUUUCCGUUGUUGAAGAGCGCUGCGAUGGUAACCGAAACAUAUUCCAUGCCUGUGUUAUAAUGUGUGCCCCAACAUCCAACAAGGAUUCACAGCACUCACCGGAGUUGAGCAGCAGUACCGCGGAGAAAAAACCAGUUGCGUCAGGGGUUUCAUUGCCACGAACUGGACCGGGUUUGUCAUAUGGCGGCAGCGCAUUUGCUGGCAAUGGGAGCAGCUUCAGCGAGAACUCUAGUUUUUCGACAGUAACGGCCGGCGUCAGUUCAUCAUCGUCAACGUCUGCAACAUUGACCAGGGAAAAUCGAAUUAGUCUUCGGGACAUGAUGCAUCGACUCAUUAACACUGAGCAAUCAACAGAGCAAAAUAGUCAGCCACCGACGACGAGUGCAGGCGAAGAUCACGCAUAUAUGCCAUUGCCAUGGUCAUUGGAAUCGGGAGCGGCGGCUAGCAAUCUUAGUGCUAGCGGAGCUCAAAAUGCGGAUAUAACCGAUGAAGAUGUUUCUAAAGUACUACCAUCGUCGUCCCAAAACAUAGGUGUUUCAAAUAGCAAAAUGGGAACACCAAAUUAUACAUUCGACCUAACACAACGACGUGAACACGCCAUCCUCAUUCUUCAACAUAUGUGUGCCAGCGCUGCGAUGCGCCCUUAUCUUUUCCAGAUGCUUAGCGCCAAGGAUGCUCAGGGUCAGACCGCAUUCAUGCUGGCCGUUUCGUGCCGCGCUUAUGAGGCUGGUAUUAUACUACUGAGCACUAUACUCAGUGUUUCUGAUCAAGACACACACCUUAAAGAAGCAAUGAUAUUCCCGAGUGGCUCGCCAGCUGACCAAUCGCCUUUGCAUGUUAUCUGCUUCAACGACACUUGCUCGUUCACUUGGACAGGCGCCGAUCAUAUAAACCAAAAUAUUUUUGAGUGUAAAACUUGCGGCUUAACUGGCUCACUCUGCUGCUGCACCGAAUGUGCACGAGUUUGCCACAAGGGGCACGACUGCAAACUGAAACGGACUGCACCAACAGCUUACUGCGACUGCUGGGAGAAAUGUAAAUGUAAGGCUCUGAUUGCCGGAAAUCUUACCAAGCGUUUUGCGUUACUCUGUAAACUUGUUUCGAGCACUGAUCUGGUUACAAAAUUCAACUCAAAAGGUGAAUCCAUAUUGCUAUUCCUCAUACAGACUGUGGGCCGUCAGAUAGUGGAGCAAAGGCAAUACCGCUUUAGUGUAAGGGUUCGGAAUGUGAGUAAUAAUACGGGAAGCGCCAAUGGAAGCAAUACAGUUAUUACCAAUCGAAAACCGUCAUCUUUAGACAUCGAUAGCGAUAUGCCCGACCACGAUCUUGAGCCACCCAAAUUUGCUAGAAAAGCGCUUGAGCGCCUUUUAAUUGAUUGGCAAGCGGUGCGUUCAAUGAUAAUGAGCGGUGCAGAAAGAAAUGAAGCUAAUGCAAACGUACAUGGAAAUCCUGGGGACGGAGGAAACUCUGAAAGCUUUAACGUUUUUAUGCAAUCCCAGCAUGGCUCGACACUGAUCGACAAGUUUACACAUAGCUUGAUAGUGAAAUGUACAAGCGAUCAUUUGGAUACUCUAUUGCUGACACUGGUGCGCGAGUUGCAAAACUUUCUUGUUGUUGAUCGAUGCAAAGAGGCCGAGGAGGUUGCGCGACGUUUCGUGCGGUCUGUAGCUCGUGUGUUUGUUAUUUUCAAUUUGGAGAAACAACCAAAUCCCGAUAAGCGCAAAAGUCACACAUCAUGCAACAAAUACGUGCAAAGUUGUGUUAAGGUUUUUCAAACGUUGCACAAAAUUUCGAUUGAAGAGCUGUGCGAGGUCUCUGAGGCCCUCAUUGCACCAGUUAGGCUCGGCGUAGUGCGACCAACAGCUCCGUUUACAAUGUCUUCAUCUAAUUUGGAUAAUUCUGAUGACUUGUUCAGCGUUGAGCCGCUGACACCUUCCAAUGUUGAGUCAGCAGCCGAGCAGAUUGUAGUGCAUGAUGCUAUUAAUGUUCAAAGCACUAGCUUCAAUGUACAACAAAACUAUGAUGUUGUUGCAAUGGACACUCUUAGAGAUCCUUCCGAAUCGGAAGAGAUUCCCAAUCGAGAAUCAAACUUAAGUAGUCAUGACGAAGACAUGAUUGAGAGCCAGCGAAAUGAAGAGGGCAUGCAGGAUGACGAAAGUGACAACGAUUUCACUUUUAACGACGCUGAAACCGAGUCGGACUCGGACGAUAACCAGAGCAAUCAAGAUGCACAAAGAAACGUUCAAACAGGUGCAACUGUCGGUUCAGAAACAGAUAUUGGAGUUCUCUUUCUGGAGGAUGAAUCUGGAGAUUCUUCCGCUCAGGAGGAAGAUGGGUCCGAAGAUGGCGAAUCAGAUGAUCAGUCUGAUGAAUUUAGUUUCAACGAUCAGCAACUCGAGCGCCGCAAUAUCAACCCUAACUCACGCAAUGAUCUCACUCCACAAACAAUGCAAUGGGCAAUCAGAAGCCGCGAUAAUGCUCGAUCGUCUGUUCGUGUUCCAACUGGUUCCAAUUUAGUUUUCAUUGACCCAAUGGCAUUGCGUCGAUCUGCUGUUCCAGCCAACACUGCAGUAAAUACAACAUCCGCCGAGUCUCACACAAUGGCAACCACCGCUAGCAAUUUAGGCCGAGCUUUUGGCAUUACGAUUCGCCAAAUAUCCGAGCUCUUAGCUAUUAUGUCAUACAAUGUGACCAAUGAUAUUGAAACUUCAUUGAAAAUACCCAUUGAGGAAGCCGUUGCAGUUCAAGCAUUUGUUGAGAAACGCUUGAAACCAACAUGGGACUGGAUGUUUACUGUAAUGGACGGAACAGAGGCGCAGCUGAAAUUUGGUGCCUAUUUGACGAACUACACUGACCCUAAUCACCCGUUGCAUCCUCUAAACCUGAGUGCACAGGCUACAACAAGCCAAACGUCAACUUCGACUUCUUCAAGUGUGGGAGUUAAUGUUAUCGGUUCAAGUUCUAGAAGGGAUUUCUUCACAUAUUGUCUUUCUUUAAUGCGCGCUCACACAUCGGAGCAUAGGGAUGCGCUGCCAGUAUUAGAUAUAACUGCGUUGCGCCACAUGGCAUACGUGCUGGAUGCAUUCGUUUACUACAUGCGCAACGACUCUAGCUUCUACGAUAGGAACGAUUCUAUUGCUGGACGUGUUAACAAUUUAUCGAACUGCAUCGAAAACGAUGAUACAGACGACGAGUUAAGCAACAUUGAGGAGUCUAAUAUCGAUAGGCAAUAUUCUGCCAACUCUUCGCCCAAUGUUAACAUGCGAAAGUAUACAUUCUUUGCUCGGUCUGAUUCAACUUUGAGUUUGGGUUGCUCGGCACCGGAAGGGUUUGAUUUACCCCUUGAUAUGGCCAUGCCACUGGCGGACAAACCGCACCUACUGCAGCCAAAUUCAAAGCGACAGGACCUCUUUGCGAAUCUUCCGUUGCAUGUUGUUCCUACUGUGAAAAACAACACCGCCAAAAGAAAAAUGUCCCAUCAGGGAUCUAUUGACCAACCUCCCACAAGGUUAGGAUUCUCCAAUUUUAUGAAAAUUGAAAAUGAGAUUGGUGUAAGCCAGCAUAUGCCGGAGCAGGAAAUUAAUGCAGAUGCACUCGAAGCGAAAGAAGACAGCAGCACAUAUAAAGACGAAGACGCCGCUGAUUCCAAUAUUUACGUUCAACUAAAGAAGAAACAGUGCUUAGACGAUUCAAAAUUACAUAAGGGCGUUGAAGGUAAUCACUACAUUGAAGACCAUGCAGAUGCAGUUGAUGUACAAAUGAUUGAUGAUACGCCAGGAACUAGUAGAAAGUCGGAUACCUUAAUUACAACUCGGCCAGAAGUGAUCAUUGCACCAAACAAAAGCAUACUACGAAUUGGUACUAGGGAUGACUUGACCACAUUAGAGAACUCCCUAUCAGAAUCUUUACAGAGUUCUUUAUCUGCAGUUCGUAGCGUUAUUGUACGAGCUGGCGCAUCCAGUUUUAAAUUAGAAUCAAACGACAGUAGCUUGCCCGAAUGCAAAAAUGCAUCUGCCAGCACAUCACAUGCAUCGCACCAUACGUGCGAUUAUAGUCGCGAAAAGACAUCAUCCCAGUCAGUAGUAUUUCCGGUUCGUGGCUCUUUGUUCUACAAAAGUAGUUCUUCAGAACUGCCGUCGUGGAAUUUUUUGCUGAGUCGUUGGAAACUGGCUCUUGAUCUUUUUGGACGUGUUUUUAUGGAUGACGUUGGUAUGGAACAUGGAUCUGUAUUGCCAGAACUGAGAGGCUUUCCUGUUAAGGAAAUGCGCUUUAGACGGCAUAUGGAAAAGCUUCGAAACGGACAACAGCGGGACUUGGUUCUUUGCAAGCUUGAGCGGAACCGAGAGAGUUUAAUAAUCCAAACCUUUAAGGAAUUAAAUGCUCAAUUCGGCACACAAAAUCGUCGAGCUCAGCCGCCCAUUACAUUCAACAGAGUAAAGGUGACAUUUAAAGACGAACCAGGGGAAGGGUCGGGCGUGGCGCGCAGUUUUUAUACUUCCAUUUCGGAAGCGUUGUUGGCAAGUGCAAAAAUGCCUAAUUUGGAUUCAGUGCAGGCGGGCGGUACUCAUAGUAAGUACGGUGUACCAUUCUCGAGUAUACUGCGCAGUAGAACCGUGUCCGGCUCAAGUCGCGAUCCGCCCACAUUACAGAGACGUGGAACAGGCAGCAAAAUAUUAUGGCGUACGGCUCGGGAGCGAAAAGCAUUAAAUGCCGACGCAAGACCGUACACCCCAACUACCAAUGCAGAUAUUUCUGCUACAGAAACGUCAAACGACCAUUUGUCUGUCCACCUUCAACAGCUUGGAGAGCGCCUCUACCCCAAAAUUCACUCAAUUAACUCAUCGCACGCUUCGAAGAUAACCGGCAUGCUUCUGGAAAUACCCACUCCUCAACUUCUGUCUGUAUUGUCCUCGGAUGAAACGCUGAGACAAAAAGUUAAUGAGGCAGUUGAAAUAAUUAAUUUUAAGCAAAAGUCUGAGAUAAACGUGCAAAAUCAACAAAAAAAAUUGCCAUCAGCGGCACUUGCUGAACCUAUUGAUGAUGAUAAUGAGCCAUUAUUUUACUCUCCGGGUAAACGUGGCUUUUAUACUCCACGACAAGGGCUUGCGUCUUUUGAACGUAUCAACGCAUUUAGAAACAUUGGCAGACUAAUUGGACUCUGCCUCUUGCAAAACGAAUUGCUACCGCUGUUCCUCCAAAGACACGUAUUGAAGUACAUGCUUGGUAGAAAAAUCAAAUUUCAUGAUUUAGCCUUUUUUGAUCCUGCGUUGUAUGAAUCGUUUAGACAAAUCAUACAAAAUGCUCAAACAAAAGAAGGUGAAGAAAUCAUCAACCGAAUGGAGCUGAGCUUUGUGAUUGAUUUGAUGAAAGAGGAAGGAUGUGGCAACCGCGAAUUGAUCCCAGGCGGACGCGACGUUCCCGUAACAUCAGCUAACAUAUUCGAAUACAUAAGGCGUUAUACUGAAUAUAGACUUAUAAAAUCACAAGAAAAGGCUCUGGAGGCUUUGAAAGACGGUAUUUUUGACGUAUUGCCAGACAACUGCAUGAACAGCCUGACCGCUGAAGAUUUACGUUUGCUCUUGAAUGGUGUCGGUGAUAUCAAUGUUUCCACACUGAUUUCCUAUACGACUUUUAAUGACGAAUCAAGUGAGGGACCUGACAAACUUCUCAAAUUUAAAAGAUGGUUUUGGAGUAUUGUCGAAAAAAUGAAUACGCUGGAGCGCCAGGAUUUAGUAUAUUUUUGGACAGGGUCGCCAGCCUUGCCAGCUUCGGAGGAAGGAUUUCAGCCCCUACCGUCUGUUACCAUACGACCUGCUGAUGACUCUCAUCUUCCUACUGCAAAUACUUGUAUAUCUCGGCUGUAUAUCCCUCUUUAUUCCAGCAAAUCAAUUUUACGUAGUAAAAUGCUGAUGGCCAUUAAAUCCAAAAACUUUGGAUUCGUUUAAGCAAAUAACUAACAAUUUCUGGUUUGAUAUUGCCGUAUAUUUGCUUAUUACGAAUUUUUUUAAAAUGUGAAAUUUUGAAAUAUGACUUCCACAUUUGUAACCAGCAACAUUUGUAUGUAUAUCCAUUCCUUGUUUUUGGAUUUGACUUUAUAACUAUUGAAAUAGUCCUGUUUAAAGAUAUUCUAUUGAAAAUGAAAUCAAAUGUUCAUUCACUUUUUUAAAUAAUUCGACUGGAUGAAAAACACUAAGGAUGUGUCGAAAGAAACAAAGAUUAAGAUGUAGGCGUUGCGUUAGGGCAAGUUUGCGUUUAUUAUUAAAUUUAUUUAAAUGUAGGACAUGUAAUAAACUACAAUAUAUAAAUAUGUAUAUUAACCAGGGAAUAAAACUAUAUUGGUAAUCGCAAAA
This is a messenger RNA of Drosophila grimshawi, 9240 nucleotides long. RefSeq names its product E3 ubiquitin-protein ligase hyd (gene hyd). The record is from RefSeq and is a predicted model, not a curated record. The coding region runs from base 106 to 8835 and encodes 2909 amino acids. Lineage: Eukaryota; Metazoa; Arthropoda; Insecta; Diptera; Drosophilidae. Gene Ontology annotation, biological process: DNA damage response; protein polyubiquitination; regulation of double-strand break repair. Gene Ontology annotation, molecular function: ubiquitin binding; ubiquitin-protein transferase activity; zinc ion binding. Gene Ontology annotation, cellular component: nucleus. The transcript is spliced from 19 exons.